Miniopterus natalensis is the source of this 5575-nucleotide messenger RNA. RefSeq names its product zinc finger with KRAB and SCAN domains 1 (gene ZKSCAN1). The record is from RefSeq and is a predicted model, not a curated record. NCBI's taxonomy places the organism in Eukaryota, Metazoa, Chordata, Mammalia, Chiroptera, Miniopteridae. Gene Ontology annotation, biological process: regulation of transcription by RNA polymerase II. Gene Ontology annotation, molecular function: DNA-binding transcription factor activity, RNA polymerase II-specific; RNA polymerase II cis-regulatory region sequence-specific DNA binding.
AUGUAAAGAGAGUCCCUGUCCCCUCCCCAUUCCCCGCUGUAGGAAGUGCCGUCCCCCAGGAACCCGUCCCACCCCCGGGUCCAGGCGGGAAGGGGUGAGGGUCUAGUGACUGGGGGUACUCGGGGACUGGGGAGAAGCCGGCUGCGGGCCCCUUCCGUGCCUGUAGCCCACAGUGUCGACAUCGUCGUUUGACGUUUCUGAGAACAGGGUCGCGAGAGAACCUACGACCCUUCCUGAUUUUUCUGCUCUCCCUUCGUCGCCAUUUGCUUUGAUUCCAGUGAGAUUUUUUUUUUCCCCCGGGGUCCUUCAGGACCUUAAGGAAUCAUACAGAAACAUAUCAGAGAACAUCUCCUAAGACAGAAAGGAGAGGACAGGCUCGCUUUGGAUCAAGUCAGUUCCCUGAGCCUGAAUGAUGACUGCUGAAUCAAGGGAAGCCACUGGUCUGUCCCCCCAGGCUGCCCAGGAGAAGGAUGGUAUCGUAAUAGUGAAGGUAGAAGAGGAAGAUGAGGAAGACCACAUGUGGGGUCAGGAUUCCAGCCUGCAGGAGACUCCUCCUCCUGACCCAGAGAUCUUCCGCCAACGUUUCAGGCACUUCUGUUAUCAGAACACUUUUGGGCCUCGAGAGGCUCUGAGUCGACUGAAGGAACUUUGUCAUCAGUGGCUACGACCAGAAAUAAACACCAAGGAGCAGAUCCUGGAGCUGCUGGUGCUGGAGCAGUUCCUUUCCAUCCUGCCCAAGGAGCUUCAAGUCUGGCUGCAGGAAUACCGUCCCGAUAGUGGGGAGGAGGCUGUGACCCUUCUGGAAGAUUUGGAGCUUGAUUUAUCAGGACAGCAGGUCCCAGGUCAAGUUCAUGGACCUGAGAUGCUCGCAAGGGGAAUGGUGCCUCUGGAUCCUAUACAGGAGUCCUCGAGCUUUGACCUUCAUCAUGAGGCCACCCAGUCCCAUUUCAAGCAUUCAUCUCGGAAACCCCGCCUCUUACAAUCACGGGCUCUCCCUGCCACCCACGUUCCUGCCCCUCAUCAUGAGGGGAGUCCCAGAGACCAGGCGAUGGCAUCUGCACUAUUCACGGCAGAUUCUCAGGCAAUGGUGAAGAUCGAGGACAUGGCUGUGUCCCUCAUCCUGGAGGAAUGGGGAUGUCAGAACCUGGCUCGGAGGAAUCUCAAUAGGGACAACAGGCAGGAGAAUUAUGGGAACGUGUUUUCCCAGGGUUGUGAAAGCAGGAAUGAGAAUGAGGAGUCUACCUCCAAGGCUGAAAUCACAGAAGACUCAGCAUCAUAUGGGGAGACAAGAGGAAGAAUCCAGAAAGAUUUUGGAGAAAAACGCGAACAGCAGGGCAGAAUAGCAGAAAGGCAGCAGAGGAAUCCUGAGGAGAAAACUGGAAAAGAAAAGAAAGAUUCAGGGCCAGCUUCAAUCAAGGAAAAAAAAACCACCACAGGAGAGAGAGGUCCCAGGGAGAAGGGAAAAGGAUUGGGAAGAAGCUUCAGUCUGAGUUCAAACUUUAAUACCCCUGAAGAAGUUCCGACAGGAACAAAGUCUCAUAGAUGUGAUGAAUGUGGUAAAUGCUUCACAAGGAGUUCAAGCCUUAUUCGCCAUAAAAUCAUCCACACUGGGGAAAAGCCCUAUGAAUGCAGUGAGUGUGGGAAGGCCUUCAGUCUGAACUCAAACCUUGUCCUGCAUCAGAGAAUCCACACGGGAGAGAAACCUCAUGAAUGUAAUGAGUGUGGCAAAGCCUUCAGUCAUAGUUCAAAUCUCAUUCUGCAUCAGCGAAUCCACUCUGGAGAGAAACCUUAUGAAUGUAAUGAGUGUGGGAAGGCCUUCAGCCAGAGCUCAGACCUUACAAAACAUCAAAGAAUCCACACAGGGGAGAAACCCUAUGAAUGUAGCGAAUGUGGAAAAGCUUUUAACCGAAACUCAUACCUUAUUUUGCAUCGGCGAAUUCACACCCGUGAAAAGCCCUAUAAAUGUACUAAGUGCGGCAAAGCCUUCACCCGGAGCUCGACCCUCACUCUGCAUCACAGAAUCCAUACCAGAGAGCGAGCCUCUGAGUACAGCUCAGCCUCCCUUGAUGCAUUUGGAGCAUUCCUGAAAAGCUGUGUGUAAAGUGAGAAUUUGUCACAAGCCAUUUCCCCCCUUUUGUUUCUAAAUUUAUUUCGGAGAUGUGUGCUCAUGGAAGGGAAUAAACAUCCUCAACAGAUUUUUUUUAAAUCACACUUUUAAGGAUCCUUAUAGUUAGAUUAGCAGUGUUCUGCCUUUGUAUAGUCUAUGGGCAUAUAAUUCUUCAAUGCAGCCCCUGUAGGGAAAAAGUAAUCAUAUGGAUAAGCCACAUGAUAUUUCUGUAUGAGAUAAAAGCACACACAGUAAAAUGUCAAUUUUGUAGUAAUAAGGAUACCUUUAAGACGCUAUUGGACUCUCAGCAACCGCAAUAUAGAAUUGAAAGAUUAAAAUUGGCUCUGUAAAAAUGAUACUGAGGUUUAAAGUGCUUGCUGCAAACAAGCCCUGGUUGGCCAACAUCUUGCUGUACCAUAUUUCUCAAAAAAGAGGGACAGUUAAAACAAAAACUACAUUGGGACAUGCUGCUUGAACUAGUUAUGUAUAUGAUCACUGGUAGCCUACCAAAGCUAUAGAAAUCUAGGACUGUGCUGAUCAGUAUCAAACCAAAGAUUUCUAUCUCUUCCUGAAAGAGAGGGUAUGUGCACCAGUCUACAGUUCCAAAGGACUGCCACAAACGUAGAUGGUUUUAUCUUCUGCGCUGAGAUAAGUUCUACUGAAAUGGCAACAAUGAUUCAGAACACCUCUCCCUUCUGGAAGAAAUCCCUAAAGCACUAAUCACACUCUGAAAUGCAUUUUUCCGCAAGUUAGCACUUGAUUAUAUACUGUCUUGUAAUCCUUCAUUGUUUCAUGUAUGAAAGUUUUCAUCACCCCCCAGAAGAGAUGCUUUGAUUGACAAGGGAUAUGUUUAUAUCCCUGACAGCACUAGGCACAGUGCUGAACACAUAAGAGGCACUCAUUAUAGCUGACUUCUAAAAGGACUUUUGCACUUAUAAAGCCCUGUGAAUCAUGAGUACCUGAAAUAGGUAGCCUGGCCCAGCUUUUGAAGAGGACAUUCGGAGCCUGAGGCAUGCUAAAGCUCUAGGGUCUUAUGCUAUUUUUGUCGUAAACAUAAAAGAAAGGCACCAUUUAGCUGCCUGCAUAGACUUUCUAAACAUGGAUUAGUGAGUAAAUACCAUGGAAUGUCAGAAAUGACUACAUUAUCGUCAUCAUAAGAAAAAUAAAAAGCUUACUGAGGCCAUUGUUUGACAUCUUUCUAUGGCAGAGAUCUUAGAAUUUUGUCAGUUGCUGAACAAUACGAUGAUAUGGGCACUUUCUAAGACAUUUGUAACUUUAAGUAAUAUAGUUCAGAUUAUGUAAUUUUUGAAAAUUUUAGGAUUUUCAGAAAAAAGAAGAUGUAGGGAGCAUUUUUCCCCCACAUGUUCCAGAAACUUCACAAAAGCUUUUGACAUCGUUAGCUGGCCAUUGCUAAAUGUGUUAGUUGCUCUAAGAAGUUCACCAACUUGCUAAGUAAGAUGUGGCUGAUUGUAUCAGAGUCAUACUACACAGUGUCCUUUCUCAUCUCUAAAGACUAAGGCGAGGUUAUAAAACUUGGAUCUUUUCCAUCAUCUGUGCAGGAGGAUGCAAUUGGCUGCCUGGAAGCUAAUGACAGACUUCUCAGAUACACAUAAAAGAGACUCAAGUAUUGGGGGCUACAUAGGUAGUCAUCAGGGACUCGGGUAGAGAUGACUCUGAUCAUGAGAGCAUGCAAAAGAUUGUGGACAGCCCUGUAGGAACUUAGACACAUAGAAUAAGAACACACCUGAAGACUAUCCCCAUAAGAGGCGACCCUCACAGAGAGAUUGAGAUUUUCCAUCACAAAACAGAACUAAAACUCAUCAUUUUGUUUGCUAACCAACAACUGAAGCCCAUAAGACAGCAUGGCUUUGUGGGGAACCAAUGAGGUGAGGGCAAUUGUGGCCUCAGCUCCAGACCAAACUAAAAUCUGCACAGCAGUAAUUCUUUGGCCUCUCUAUAACUUGGACCAACCAGAGUUUCCCUAUAGUUUCUAAGCAGUUUCAUCAGUGUUGCCUGGGAAAACUUCAAGGAAGUCAGCUGGUGACCAGAAUAUUUCUAUCCAUUCAAUUUAAGAAAAAUAGAAAAGAUACUACAGAAGCGCAUACCUAAGGAACGUUUUAUAGUAAAGUGAAAGUAGAAGAAACGCUUUUAGGAUUUUCUUCACAAUGAGCCACAGUGAUUGAUGGCUGUGUAGGAAACCGUUGGUGCUUUCAGCAAAAACUUGCUGCUGGGAAGCAACUGAAAGCAGUGAACUGCUUAACUCCAGGCACCGAUCAAAGCACUGACUGCUCUUAAGAGGGAAAGAACUUUGUUGGUUCUACAUUGGCUAUUUUUUUUUAGCCAGAACUACAUGCUGAUGUAAUUCAACCUCUUUUUUUUUUUUUUUUUUUAAUGAAAGUUAAAAUAACCUGUGCCCCCACAUUUAAUUCCCAUUUGGGGGGGACAUUGUACUGUGUGGGAUAGCUGCUGUGGCUGCUUCAGAUCUUCAGCAGAUGCACUCCUUGAAGCAGCUACUUGAAGAUACGUUUCCUGAAGAAAACAGGCUACAGCUGUUGAUUAAAACUGUUUUCAUUGCAUUUAUCAGCUGCUCAAUGCAAAGUGUAAUUGGGCCAUGGUCAGAAAGGCUUACAACAUGUGAUGAGUGCUCAGGAUAGUCAUUCAGAAGUUCUUGACUGGCUGAAGCCUGUUAAUAGUUUACUCUAUAGUUAACCAGUAGCAUAUUAGUCAGCCUAAUGGAAGUUUUUGAAGGGCUUUUUAAAACAAUUACCUUAACCUUGCCAGGAAGAGAAGUAAAGUUCUUCAAGUUGUGGAGUAUUUGUUUCUACUCUGGCCUGGCAGGCAAGGCAAAAGCCUGAGAAUAGAGAUGUAUGAGGCAUCUUGUUGAAUGCACUUAGUAUUUUAUUAAAGGCAUAAAAGUGAAACUGCUAAAUAUGUACAGAGAGGUUAAUAUGUUUGUUAUGUGAGACAAUUCACAUCUUACGUACAUCAGAGAGUUCAUUCCAGAAGGGAACCUCUUGAAUGUGAUGAUAUGGCAAAGCCUGUAAUCACAUCUCAGCCUUUAGCAUCAGAAAGCUUACACUGUAAAUAAACUUUAUUAAUAUUAUAUAUGAGGUAACCUUUCAUGUAUAGAACUCAUUGCUUUGGACAGAAAAUUCCAUCAGUAUGUUCCAGUUGUAAUGAAAUUCAGAAACACUGCAGAGGACACUCAAUCUUAACUCCAGAGGAUCCACAGAAGAAAAAAAUGUGGGGAAAUAGCAAAAUGUACAACUUCUUAUAAAAAUCGUCAGUGUUGGGUACUUCUAUGUAUUUUGUAUGACCUUAAUGUCAGUGUGUUUUGUACUUCCAGUCCCUGUUGCUAUUCUGUAUAUUCUAAGCAAAUAAUGUAUUUUAAUCUAUUUGACAGAACACAUCACUUCAAAAGAGCAGUUUUGGAGUGAGUAGUAAAGUUGAUGUGAUUAUAGACAAAAA